GUGCAGGCGGAGUCCAGCAACCAACGUUACCUGUGUGUGUCUGUGGAGGAGCGCUCAUGUGGUGGUGUAGACCGGCGUCCCGCCUGCUCUGGCAAUCGCUCAUAAUUUCUUGUUUUGUUUUGGUUGUAUUUUUGUUUUUUACACAAGCAAUGGGCGACCGAACGCUCGAGUAUUUUUUAAGACUAAAUCAGCUGACAAAACAAGACGCGGCGGAGAUCCGCUGGUCGCAUGCUGUCAACAACAGGCGCGCGCUCACAGAGGCUCUCACAGGUCGAACUCAUAUGAUUGAAGCAGAUGUAAUCCUGAGAGGUCACGACCCCAAAGAGCCCGUCAUGGCCCACCCCCCUGACAACGACAGUGACAUCACGCUAAAUGAGUGGCUGCAGGAAGUGAAGGUUUACAACAAGGGAAUUAAACUGGACUUCAAGAGCUUGGAGGCUGUAUCUCCAUCCCUGGUUCUCCUGAAGGAUGUCCUGGCUGAGUUGAGCCCCCCAGUGUGGAUCAACGCAGAUAUCUUGUGUGGUCCUGGAGGAAAGGCAAAACCUCUGGACUCUGAGGCUUUCCUGUUUGCUGUGAUGACUCUUCCUGCUCACAUUACAUUGUCUCUGGGCUGGACCACAGGAUGGACUUCUGCAGCAGAGAACCCAGGUGAAAACACCUGA
This is a messenger RNA of Nematolebias whitei (Rio pearlfish), 662 nucleotides long. It is a transcript of the gene fam151b, whose product is annotated as family with sequence similarity 151 member B. The transcript has 3 exons. The record is from RefSeq and is a predicted model, not a curated record. NCBI's taxonomy places the organism in Eukaryota, Metazoa, Chordata, Actinopteri, Cyprinodontiformes, Rivulidae. The coding region runs from base 57 to 662 and encodes 201 amino acids.